GGACCAUCCCAAGUAUUUUGCCAUUGCAGAGUGAACUUUGUCCGAUCUUGUGGUCUGAUUGUGAUUCAAGUGCGACAAUGCUUAGUUGUUCCCAUGACAAUUGCAUGUUGAUAAUAGACGGUGAGGGACAAAGAGAUAAUGUGAGAGCAGCCUAUUUCAGCAAAAGGAAGAUGUGUAGAUCCGCAGACAUAUUUCAAGUUUUUUUGGUGUUUGCAACCAUUGUUUCUGCGAACCAAUGGACCAGUGUAUCCAGCAUGUACUGUCAGGAUUUGUCAGCAAGUGUGUAUCGACCCCACAGCGUCUCCAUAACCGAGUUUGGUGCUGUUGGAGAUGGUAUUACUCUUAAUACAAAAUCAUUCCAGAAUGCAAUCUUCUACCUCACCUCAUUUGCAAACAAAGGCGGGGCACAGCUCUUUGUUCCUGCUGGAAGGUGGCUCACUGGGAGUUUUAGUCUUAUCAGUCAUCUCACAGUUUCACUCGACAAGGAUGCAGUAAUUAUUGGAUCUCCAGAUUCAUCUGACUGGCCAAUUAUUGAUCCUCUCCCAUCCUAUGGGCGUGGUAGAGAACUCCCUGGUAAAAGACAUCAAAGCCUAAUUUUUGGUUCCAAUCUAACUGAUGUCAUAAUAUCUGGUGCUAAUGGCACUAUUGAUGGCCAAGGAGAAAAUUGGUGGAACUGGUUUCACAACCACACAUUGAAUUAUACCAGGCCACCUCUCCUUGAAUUUAUGUACUCGACCAGAGUUGUUGUUUCUAAUUUAACCUUUAAAGAUUCUCCAUUUUGGAAUAUUCAUCCUGUAUACUGCAGCCAAGUGCUUGUCCAACAUCUCACGAUCCUAGCACCCAUCAGUUCACCGAACACCGACGGAAUUGAUCCAGAUUCAUCCACAAAUGUCUGCAUCGAAGAUUGUUACAUCCGGAAUGGUGAUGACAUAGUCGUCAUCAAGAGUGGGUGGGACGAGUACGGCAUUUCUUUUGCUCAUCCUAGCUCCAAUAUUAGCAUCCGUAACAUCAUUGGACAGACAAGGAGCAGCUCAGGAAUCGCCUUAGGAAGCGAGAUGUCAGGUGGCAUAUCAGAGAUCCGAGCUGAGGGAAUCCACAUCAUCAAUUCGGUGCAUGGGAUCAGAAUCAAGACCGCGCCAGGGCGUGGCGGGUACGUGAAGAAUGUUUACAUAGCUGAUGUGAGAAUGGAUAAUGUUUCAAUAGCCAUCAGGGUUACCGGAAACUAUGGUGAACAUCCUGACGAUAACUAUGACAAAUAUGCGCUCCCAAUCAUAAGCAAUAUAACUAUCAAGGACGUCGUUGGUGUCAAUAUUGGGGUCGCAGGAAUGUUCCAGGGUAUCCAGGGGGACAGCUUCAGCAAUAUUUGCUUAUCAAAUGUUACUCUCAGUGCCAAAUCUAUGAGUCCAUGGAAUUGUUCACUUGUAGAAGGGUACUCAGAUUCUGUUUCUCCAGAAAUAUGUGAGCAACUUCGAAGCAAUCCUGGGCCAGGCCAAGUAUGCUACGACGGUAGUAACUAUCUAACACCAGCAGCAGUUCAGCCGCAUGUGCCACAGAAGUCAGGUUCUAACCGGUUGUUAAGUCCCUUCCAUAGGUUGGCUUCUCUGUAAGAGGCACCAAUUGUUUAUAUUCUUUUGUGCGUCAGAUUUUGUAUUCUGUUGUGCGUCAGAUUUUGUAUUCUGUUGUGCAUCAGAUUCUGGAAGUGUUUUUAGCCUGCUAUGUAGUGAAGAUAAACUGUUGCUGUGCUGUAAUAUUGUUAUAUCCUACAUGUAAAUGUUUUUUUCAACAGAA
This is a messenger RNA of Lolium rigidum, 1788 nucleotides long. Its product is annotated as probable polygalacturonase. Gene Ontology annotation, molecular function: polygalacturonase activity. NCBI's taxonomy places the organism in Eukaryota, Viridiplantae, Streptophyta, Magnoliopsida, Poales, Poaceae. Gene Ontology annotation, biological process: carbohydrate metabolic process. The record is from RefSeq and is a predicted model, not a curated record. The coding region runs from base 78 to 1607 and encodes 509 amino acids. The transcript has 7 exons.